AUGCCCACGCCGACGCCGACGGCCACUUUCGCCGAAAAGACAGCCAAUUCCGCAACUUUAUCUCUACAGAACCUGGUGCAAAGUUUCCUCCAGAGAAAGAUCGCUACGCGCUCUAUGCGAACUAUGGGUGCCCUUGGGCAUGCCCACCGGACCAUCCUUGUCCGUGCCCUGAAAUCACUCGAACCCUUGAUCCAGCUGAUCAUAACCGACUUCAACCUGACUGAGAAUGGAUGGCUCUUCACAGGCCGCAACGGGUCCGAUCCCGUCGACCCUUUGUACGGCUUCACCUCCCUGAAGCAACUCUACCUGAAAGCAGACCCACAAUACGAUGGCCGCUACACAGUCCCUGUUCUCUGGGACAAGAAAACACAAACAAUCGUGAACAACGAGUCUAGCGAGAUCAUUCGCAUGUUCUAUGACAGCUUCGACGAGUUCCUCGAGCCCGACCAGCGUGAAGCUAAUAAGCCUGGCGGAGGAUUUUAUCCGCCACACCUGCGCAAACAGAUUGAUGAGAUGAAUGAAUGGGUCUACAACACAGUCAACAACGGUGUGUACAAGUGCGGCUUCGCAACGACCCAAGAGGCGUACGAUGCAAAUGUCUACCCACUUUUCAAGUCACUGGACCGGCUCGAAGCACAUCUCGCAGACCCCAGCCACCAGCCGUAUCUUUUCGGCGAGCAUCUCACUGAAGCUGACGUGAGGCUAUACACUACCAUGGCGCGCUUUGACGUUGCAUACUACAAUAUAUUCAAUUGCAACCUCAAGAUGAUCAGACAUGACUACCCGCGUCUCUCGAAGUGGCUGCGUAAUCUGUACUGGGACACAUCUGAUCGAACCAACGGCGGUGUGUUCAAGAAGACCACUUUUUUUGAGGUGUACAAGUAUGGCUAUCUUCGGGCGAAGGGGCGCCAAACACACGGUGGCAGCGAUGUGGGCUGGUCAGUGGUCAUCCCACGUGGCCCAGUCCCAGACAUCGAACCUUUGACUGAUGAAGAAGAGAGAGAACUCAUCGACGGCACUGCUAAGAAGCUCAACGGGCUCAAGCUCGAUAGUAACGGUGUGGGUGCCAGUCCGACCAGCCAUAAUCCGUUCUCGGCUCAAGGGGAAGGCAGAGGGAUGGGCGCUAUUUUUGGUGCCGAUAUUGACUCGCCUACCGACGGAGUUGCAAGCCCCACGACGAGUACGACGGUCGGAUCGCCGUCGGCGUCCCGGGCGGGUGAAGACGACAAUGAGACAGGGUUCGAUGAGAACGGCGAGUUCCAUCCGCGCAGAAUGAUUAAGCGGCGCACUACGUACGGCGAGGAGAAUGCCAAAUGGUACAAGGCGGCAAAGAAGGCAGAGAAGAAGUUGGGAGCUCCGACUAUGCAUUUGGCCUUGUAA
Molecule: messenger RNA, 1380 nt
Organism: Exophiala spinifera
Lineage: Eukaryota; Fungi; Ascomycota; Eurotiomycetes; Chaetothyriales; Herpotrichiellaceae
Exons: 2
Coding region: 1-1380 (459 amino acids)
Cellular component (GO): cytoplasm
Molecular function (GO): glutathione transferase activity
Source: RefSeq, a predicted model, not a curated record